AUGGAGAACGAAGGUGUUAAUUCGCCAUCGAGCCCUUCUAAAAUUGAUGGGAACCGAUAUAAUGACACUUUGGACAAGGAUCAGAUGACGAACAUUUUACAAAGUUUUUACGAAGAUUUCAAUAAUGAGACAAAUUAUUUAUUAAUCACACUCUACGUACCGGUUAUUGUCCUCGCUGUGACUGCCAAUAUUCUGGUCAUCGUCGUCGUCUUCAAGUAUCAUUACAUGCGAAGUGUGACGAACUACUUCGUGGUGAAUUUGUCGAUUGCCGAUCUUUUGGUGACCAUGAUCUGUAUGCCUAUGGCUGUAAGUCAAGCGGUUUCCAUUAUAUGGGUCUACGGUGAAAUCAUGUGCAAGCUCUUCUUCUAUCUUCAGGGUGUUGCAGUAGCAGCUUCUGUUUUCACGAUCACUGCAAUGAGCAUUGAUAGGUACCUAGCAAUCAGAAGUCCCAUCGCAUUUCGAAGAGUCUUCAAUAGGAAAAGUACAAUUAUAGUUAUCAUUGCCCUGUGGGUGGUCUCCUUAACAAUCUUCGCACCUAUUUUAAGAGCAGUCACUCUCCAGAGUCCGAUAACUGACCUGGACAAUAUAACUCUCGUCGGGCAGUGGGCCAAUGAAAAUGAUGUUCAAACAUUGAAACCACCACAGUUUUAUGUUUGCUCAGAAGAUUUUAAACCAUUGGGUAUUCACGCCCACAUUUUCGGAGCUGUCUGCUUCGUGCUUGUUUACGCUAUACCGGGUUUUAUCGUCGUCAUGGCCUACUCGAUGAUGGGUCGAACUCUUUGCGCCAGAAAACCACCCUUUGACUGCGACAGUAUCGAAGGUAGUGCCAGCUCGCAACAGGGAUUCAGGCUGGUUCGUGAAAGGAGGCGAGUGGCAUGGAUUCUGCUUUUGCUUGCAGUGCUCUUUGCCCUUUGUUGGCUGCCUUAUAACGUACUCAGACUACUGGUCGAUCUAGGGGUGAUCAGUGAAGGAAGGGCCAUGUCAGAAGUGCUAUCGUAUUGUCUUUUUCUUGGACACGCAAACAGUGCACUCAAUCCCAUCGUGUACUGCUUUAUGACCCGAAACUUCCGAAGAAGUGUGUCGGAAAUACUCUGCCGGAGUCCCCAUGGACUAGCACGUAGAAAACCCCAUCGCAAGUGGUUCCAGACUUUGGGGAGCACGGUGGACGUCUGCGUCGGCUGCAACGGACGGCACCGAGGUUUCCUGGGCCCUCUGGCACCUGGAGGUGUGAUUCCCACUGGAGGCCCCGGAAUCCUGAACUCCCGCCGCAGUGCAACAGCCUCGAGCAGCGGCUGUGACAGCUUUUACAAUCGCCACAGUCCACAUCGUCGCUGCUACAUGUUGAGGAGCUUAGCCCACGAAACCAGGAAAACUCAGGACACUCUUACCUUCAGUAAGCCAAACUCUUCUGACAACGAUAAAGUACGAAAACCUAGUUUACUCAGUGUCCAGACCAGUGCUGUCACAUUGCACAGCAAUGGUCAGAAUAGCAAUAACCCUCUUGACGAUAAAGAGGUGAAACUUUCUGCCACAAAUGGUGUGCAGUUUAGCUGA
Molecule: messenger RNA, 1554 nt
Organism: Belonocnema kinseyi
Lineage: Eukaryota; Metazoa; Arthropoda; Insecta; Hymenoptera; Cynipidae
Product: orexin receptor type 1-like
Exons: 8
Coding region: 1-1554 (517 amino acids)
Biological process (GO): G protein-coupled receptor signaling pathway
Cellular component (GO): membrane
Molecular function (GO): neuropeptide Y receptor activity
Source: RefSeq, a predicted model, not a curated record